Symbiodinium sp. CCMP2456 is the source of this 498-nucleotide messenger RNA. NCBI's taxonomy places the organism in Eukaryota, Dinophyceae, Suessiales, Symbiodiniaceae. The record is from the annotation of a GenBank genome assembly.
AUGGAGCCCAGUGAGAAGCAGCGAAGCUCCGAGAGCUGGAGCAAGAUCCUCGACGCGGCCCGCAGGGACCCGGGCUGGCCAGCAGGCCCGGUGGCAUUGAAGAUGGGGCGCCCGACUCUCGAGGGAUCUGCCGGCAUUUUCCGCUACGAAGACACGGCUGGUACCGUCGCCGCCAUGCGCAAGGCGCUUCGUGCCGCCAUCAUCGCUGCCGGCGGCGAGCCUGCAGAAGGCGGAGGCGAUCGUUCGAAGGCCAAGCCACCCUCGGGCACGCCGGAAGGUGAGCCAGCGCCACAUAUCCCGGAUAUUGUCCACUCCACUGUGCUGCGCUGGACGGCCGAGCCGGCCGAUCGUGCUGCGGCACAGGAAGCAUUUGCACAAGUGGCGGAGUCGUGGGAGCAUCUUGAAAUCAUUGCAACGGCUCCGAGAGCUGUUUUCGAGGACAUUCCGUACAUGCACAUCCCGGAUGAUGCGGAGCACACCUGGUGGCGCAGCGCCUGA